UAUUUGGCCCAGUCCACAAUGUCCACCUCGUCGCCAUUACCCUCGUCGUCACCUGCGUCAUCGCGCGCCGCGAAUGCCACACGCCCAAGUCCCACAGCGCAACUGGCUUUCCUGGUGCAUUCGCCCGAAACCGUAGCAAACCACAUGCCUCCAGAUGUCGACAACAAGGCCCUCGCUCGACAAAAGCGACGACGAACCAGGUAGGCUGAUUCUUUCCAUCUCUUCGUGUUGCUUCUCCCAUCCCAACCAUGCUGUUGACCGCGGUCGACGCGCUGGAACGUGCCCUCGCGCCGCGCCGUCUCUCGGCUUACCCCGCGACAAGCCACCACGCAACCUCGCAUCAUCCAUCGCUGACCACGACAUCUUGCAGCAAAGAAGACGAAGACGUUCUAAAAGCUGAAUAUUUAAACAACCCAAAGCCAGACAAGGCCGCUCGCCUAGAGAUAGUACGCAAAGUCGCCCUUGGCGAAAAAGAAGUGCAGAUUUGGUUUCAGAAUAAACGCCAGAACGACCGCCGUCGAUCGCGGCCUCUUGAUUGCUCGUCGAACGCGUCGCUCAUGUCUUCCUCAUCUACCAUGUCUGACCCACCAACUGAAGACGAGACGGUAGCGCGUGAUAUCGGGAACGCGUUAGACCAAAAUGAGCCGGAUGAAUGUCCCAAGUCCGACCCACCAGAGCAAGCGGCGACACCUGAACUCACUUCAGACGAAACCGUACAAGAGUCGCCUACUCAAGAGGCUACCGAGUCCGCCAAGUCCAAUGUUCACGUCACGGCUGAAGCAGUAGUCGAACCAUGUACUGCAUCUCAAACCGCCGACAGCGCGCCAACCGAGCCGAGCCAUCCCCACACUGCACCGUCUUCCCAAGGUACUGCACAGCCACGCACAUCUUGGAUAUCGAACCGUCGAAGUGCAUCCUUUGUACGAUAUAGCGAGGACUACGCGUCCGAAGUCAUCACUUUCCCCAAUGCUCCUUCAAAACCAGCCGAGUCGCCCGAGACGGCCACGUCUGCCUCGCGCCCGUUAAAACGCGCACACUCCUUUGUACGCAUAUCUACUAAUGAAGACGGCACAGCCCGCAUUGUCACAGACCUCGACAAGACCCCUUCGCCGCCCCAUGCGAAGACCAACCCGUCUAACUUCUCCCGUGCUGCUGCCGGUCUUCGGAGGAGCUAUAGUGCAGCUGGCUUGAAUGAGCGAUUAGCUGCUGCUGCACGAGGCGAGCCGAGUCCUAAGAUGCCCCGGACCUCGUCGAACAUGGGUAGGAGCAGAGAUAGCCGCGCUUGGGAAUUUUGGUGCGAUCCAGAUAGUCGAUCCUCUACGAGUUUGACAACACGAGCAGAGCAAGAGGGAAGCGGAAGCGCGGCAGAUGCCAUCGGGAUACUUCGUGCGAACCGAAAGAUAUUAGCUCAGAACCAGGCGCGCCAGAACACGCCUCUUAUUUCACGACAUGGGUCACACAAGGUUUUGGGCAGCCCAGGUGUGAAGAAGUCUCGUGGCUCCAUGCAACGUGCCUCUACCAUCAGCGGCCGUUUCUCGACCAAGGAGUACAAGAAGAGUGGUGACACAACCGAGUCAGACGAGUUCCCAAGCACGGAAUCCGACAAAGAGAAUUGGGAACCUGAUGUUCCGAAGUCGGUACGCCGGGACCGUGAUGUCGCCACCACACCUCCAGCCUCUCGAGCAGCACGUCAGAUACUGGGCGAGAACACGGAUCUCAUGUCGCAGACCUCGAGUCUUGGUGCCAUGUUGGCACGGGAGAAGCGUAAGGGUAGGAAGACAGAUAUCGACCCGGAGAAAGAUGAUGAGCUGAGGCAGUUCAUGAAUGGUGAUGGCUUGAGCGAACGGACGAAUUUGAGUUCGGCUGAAGAGGCGGGAUGCGUCGAGGGCUUGCUAAAGCUCAGUCAAGGCCAGUGGAAAUGACCGUCGUAAGAUGGUCUUGGUAGGAGUGCGUGUUCACCACCUUAUCACGAUGCGACGCACUCCGUAAAAUCUAUUCUUCUUCUUUUAGU
Molecule: messenger RNA, 2011 nt
Organism: Cucurbitaria berberidis CBS 394.84
Lineage: Eukaryota; Fungi; Ascomycota; Dothideomycetes; Pleosporales; Cucurbitariaceae
Exons: 3
Coding region: 249-1922 (557 amino acids)
Biological process (GO): regulation of transcription by RNA polymerase II; cell differentiation
Molecular function (GO): RNA polymerase II cis-regulatory region sequence-specific DNA binding; DNA-binding transcription factor activity, RNA polymerase II-specific
Source: RefSeq, a predicted model, not a curated record